AUGGCUGAAGAAAUGGUGCAUCCAUUCUCGCUCUGGUGUGCUCCUGUUCCGAUCAAACAUGCAAUCGAACAGGAUGCUCUGGCUCCAUUCCCAAAGCCAGAGGCUCCGGCCGUGGAUGAAAAGGCAGAAGGCUGCAAUCAAGACCGCCUCAUGUCAUCCCUACCGACGAAGGUCUAUGGCAAGCGUCGGUUCCUCAAGUACCAGGCUACGUGGUGGCCUGAGGUUUUCCUCCCAGGGGUGCUCGCCAUCCAACGCCGCUUCCAGCCGCGGUCAUCCGAUGUGCUGCUGGCAUCGUACCCCAAGUCAGGAACCACAUGGAUGAAAGCACUUGCGUUCGCGAUCAUGUCGAGGAAGGUGUAUCCUCUGGAGGAGCACCCGUUGCUGCGCCUCAACCCCCACGACUGUGUUGUGCACUUGCCUGGCGCUUACGCCGCAGGCAAGGAGUCGGUGGUGGAGGCGCUACCUUCACCGCGCAUAAUGGCGCUCCACAUGCCCUACUCUACCCUGCCAGACUCUGUCGUCGUCAACUCUGACUGCAAGAUCAUCUACGUGUGCCGCGAUCCCAAGGACGUGCUCGUGUCUCUCUGGCACUACUACAACAAGGUACGCCCCGAUGAAGCUCAUCUGUCCCAGUUCCAUGAUCUCUACGAGUCUUUCUGCCAGGGGGACACCAUAUUUGGUCCUUGGUGGGACAAUGUUCUUGGCUACUUCAGGGCCAGUUUGGACAUGCCUACUAGAGUCCUCUUCCUGAGGUACGAGGACAUGCUGGAGGAUACUGCCAGUGCUGUCAUGGCCAUAGCCCACUUCGUGGGAUGCCCAUUCUCAGGAGAAGAAGAGAGAGCCAAGGUUGUCGAAGCGAUUGUCAAGCUUUGCAGCUUCGACGAGCUCAAGAAUCUAAACACCAACAAGUCCGGGAGCCAUGGCCUACUCCGCAAGCACGCAAGCUCCUCCUAUUUCAGGAAAGGAGUAGCUGGCGACUGGAUGGACCACAUGACCGAGGAAAUGGCUCACCGCAUUGAUACAAUUGUUCAAGGCAAGUUCCAAGGAUCAGGCCUCAACAUUAAAUCAGCUGCCUCUACCUGAUCGAUCAUUUUAUGCCAUCGAGUGUUAAACUGCAAGUUGAUCUCUUAACAUUAUAUAUAAUGACUAUCGAGUACACUUGAUGCUCUCGCGCGCGCCAGUACGUAUGUAGUACUGAUAAAUAAAUCGUCGGGUUAUGUCUGAUCAAGUGGCCUGGCCGGUGGCGGGCACAGCUAGCUAAGCCCUGUGGUACGUUAAGCUGUUAUUAUGAUGUUAUCGUUUCCUAUUAAUAUAUGCAUGUAUUCUAUAUCUCGUUAUAGGUAUUUAUAUAUGUAGUGCGCAUCUACCAGUGUGUGUUAACAUGCAGCAGUCUAAUGUAACAGCAUGGAUCAAUUAUUCGGUUCAUUUUAUUUAGUUGG
Molecule: messenger RNA, 1439 nt
Organism: Oryza brachyantha (malo sina)
Lineage: Eukaryota; Viridiplantae; Streptophyta; Magnoliopsida; Poales; Poaceae
Product: cytosolic sulfotransferase 12-like
Exons: 1
Coding region: 1-1083 (360 amino acids)
Biological process (GO): sulfation
Cellular component (GO): cytoplasm
Molecular function (GO): sulfotransferase activity
Source: RefSeq, a predicted model, not a curated record